AUGUUUUUAUGUUGGUUAAUCUUUUUGUAUCAAGAGGCCGAACAAGAAAAACGUCCGAAUUCAUAUUACUAUUUCAAUGAUCCUCCAGCAAAAACGCGAUACGCAUACCUUUCAGGCUAUACAGGCGAUGAUGACAGCGGACAUUAUUUUGUAUUAGCAAUUACAUGCGGAUAUUCUUUAUUAAAAACAAGUCCUAACUUCGACAGAGUUCUAAUGAUACCAAGUGAAAUGAAAAUACCUCCAGAAAAGAUGAAAUUAUUAAAACAAAUUUGGACUCAUAUACUAUAUAGACCUUAUAUCCAAUGGCCAGAUGGAUAUAUAGAUACGCAUGCUCGAGAUAUGUAUUUGUGGUUUAAAUUAAAUGCAUGGAGUGUUGUUGGCUGGGAGAAAUUAUUGUGGACAGGGACAGAUGUCGUAUUUCGGAGAGAUCCAUCAUCAGUAUUUGACUUUCCUCCUCCUUGCUCAAUCAUUGAUCACUAUGUUUACGGAAUGUCUCAUAUUGGUCCUGUAACAAAUGGAGAUUUCUUCUUAUUAAAGCCUUCACUCAAGACAUAUUCAGAGAUGAAAACACUUGCCCUUGAUUGGGCAAAAGAUCCUGAUGAAUAUGGCCACAAACUACAACUACAAGGUGCUUCAUGGACUGGUCCUCAUGAUCAAGGACUUAUUACUCAGUAUUUUGACGGUAAUAUUACUACGGUACCUCAAUGGUAUCAGCUUGAAGUACCAGGAAACCCUGCAUCAAUGCUUGGUUUGAAUAAUACGGAAAAUCCAGAUCCAAGAGUUAUUUCAUUUCAUUUUCCAUCAACAAUCAAACCAUGGAAGAAAGAUGCAGGUCCAUACUCUCAUGCUUGGUCAGCAAUUGCAUACGAAGCGUUUGAUUAUUUACAAGUUUCAAUAGACUUGAUAGGAAAAGGAUUUCCACGUCCUUCAGGUAAAAUACAUCCAAACCUUUUAUUUGCUAUUGAACAGCCUCGAAAUGCAGAGCCAGCAAGAAUAAUUGACCAAGAUGACGGAAUUGAUCCUAAAAUUCUUUUCCCACCGAAUAAUUUUAGGGCUAGGAAGAUUGUUCGAAUUUAUGCUUAUAUUAUAUUUUGUAAUUUGCUAUUUUUGGCUAUAUUUACCCAUGGAAUGUGUAAUAUACAGGAAGAAAGACAAUAUCAGAGACUUUAA
Messenger RNA from Trichomonas vaginalis G3, 1170 nucleotides. RefSeq names its product nucleotide-diphospho-sugar transferases family. NCBI's taxonomy places the organism in Eukaryota, Parabasalia, Trichomonadida, Trichomonadidae. Bases 1 to 1170 code for a protein of 389 amino acids. The transcript has a single exon. The record is from RefSeq and is a predicted model, not a curated record. Gene Ontology annotation, molecular function: glycosyltransferase activity.